Molecule: messenger RNA, 1379 nt
Organism: Egretta garzetta (little egret)
Lineage: Eukaryota; Metazoa; Chordata; Aves; Pelecaniformes; Ardeidae
Product: argininosuccinate lyase
Exons: 15
Coding region: 1-1344 (447 amino acids)
Cellular component (GO): cytosol
Molecular function (GO): argininosuccinate lyase activity
Source: RefSeq, a predicted model, not a curated record
AUGGCAGCCGAGGGGGAUAAAAUGCUGGGAGGAAGGUUUGUCGGAAGCACAGAUCCAGUCAUGGAGAUGCUUAGCGCUUCCAUUACCUUUGACCAGAGGCUGGCUGAAGUUGAUAUCCAGGGGAGCAUGGCUUAUGCCAAAGCCUUGGAGAAGGCUGGGAUCCUAUCUAAAACUGAGCUGGAGAAGAUCCUGAGUGGCUUGGAAAAGAUCUCUGAGGAAUGGUCUAAAGGAGUCUUCGUGGUGACCCAAACUGAUGAGGAUAUCCACACUGCCAACGAACGCAGACUAAAGGUUGUGACUGACUUGAAGCUGUUCAUGAAGAAUUCCCUCUCCAUCAUCUCCACUCACCUCCUGCAGCUCAUUAAGACCCUGGUGGAACGCGCUGCCAUAGAAAUUGAUGUUAUCUUGCCUGGCUACACCCACCUGCAGAAAGCUCAGCCCAUCAGAUGGAGCCAGUUCUUGCUCAGCCAUGCUGUUGCUCUGACCCGCGAUUCUGAGCGCCUGGGAGAGAUGAAGAAGAGGAUCAAUGUCUUGCCUUUGGGAAGUGGUGCUCUGGCUGGCAACCCACUGGAAAUUGAUAGAGAGCUUCUGCGUAGUGAGCUGGACUUUGCUUCCAUCAGCCUGAACAGCAUGGAUGCCGUUAGCGAGAGAGACUUUGUGGUGGAAUUUCUCUCUGUGGCCACCCUGCUGAUGAUCCACCUUAGCAAGAUGGCAGAAGACCUCAUCAUCUACAGUACCAGCGAGUUUGGCUUUCUAACCCUCUCUGAUACCUACUGCACUGGCAGCAGCCUGAUGCCUCAGAAGAAGAACCCCGAUAGUCUGGAACUGAUCCGCAGCAAAGCUGGUCGCGUGUUCGGACGGUUGGCUGCUAUUCUCAUGGUUCUCAAAGGACUUCCAAGCACCUACAACAAGGAUCUACAGGAGGACAAGGAGGCCGUCUUUGAUGUUGUGGACACCCUGAAUGCUGUGCUCCAGGUUGCCACUGGAGUGAUUUCUACCCUCCAGAUCAACAAGGAGAACAUGGAGAAGGCUUUGAGCCCUGAGAUCCUGUCAUCCGAUUUGGCUCUCUACCUGGUUCAUAAAGGAAUGCCAUUCAGACAAGCCCACGCUGCCUCUGGGAAGGCCGUCCACCUUGCCGAGUCUAAAGGCACCACCAUCAAUAAUCUCCGCCUGGAUGACCUGAAGAGCAUCAGCCCCCUGUUUGGCAGCGAUGUCUCCCAGGUCUUCAGCGUUGUCAACAGCGUGGAGCAGUACACGGCCAUGGGCGGUACUGCCAAGAGCAGCGUGACUGCCCAGAUCGAGCAGCUGAGGGAGCUGCUGAAGAGGCAUAAGGAACAAGCUUAGAGUGUGGGGAGAUAUCCCGUGGAUGCCACGUUGUG